Molecule: messenger RNA, 1146 nt
Organism: Sinocyclocheilus anshuiensis
Lineage: Eukaryota; Metazoa; Chordata; Actinopteri; Cypriniformes; Cyprinidae
Product: protein LBH
Exons: 4
Coding region: 111-515 (134 amino acids)
Biological process (GO): positive regulation of DNA-templated transcription
Cellular component (GO): nucleus
Source: RefSeq, a predicted model, not a curated record
UCUCUGCAUGCGGAUACUCACCAGAGGAACAGACAUCAGGAGGACUCUCACUGAACACCAGACGAACACCGACUGAGAGACUCGACCUGAACUCACAAACUCACAGUGUGAUGUCUGCAGGUCCGCAGGACUCCAGUGUUGAGCAGCGUCGGCUGCAGAGGAGAGAACUCAUGUCAUAUCAGAUUUUCCCGGAGCCGUCGGAGCAGCUGGAGCCAGGGCAGGUGAAGGAGCGUCUGCCCUCCAUCGUGGUGGAGCCGUCGGAGGAGAGCGGAGGACUGCAGUGGCCUCCUCUUCACACACAGACCUCCGUCGAUGAGGAGGAGGAAGAGGAGGAAGAGCCUUUCCAGGAUACCUGUGAGCCCAACAGCGCCGCUCAGGGGGAGCAGAUCAAUGCAGACGGAGUUCCUCAUUUUAAACGUUCAUCGAUUCCUGGUAUUCUGAUCGACUACAGCAGACUGACUCCGCCCCCUUCGCCGACAUCAUCACAUGCGGCCCCGCCCCAUUUCCGCAGCUGAGCACAAACACCAAAAUCAUCAGCAUAUCACUGUAUUUACACUCAUUCAUCAUAACUGAAGCAUUCAAAUGUAGGAUUAUUUUCAUUUAAUCCUAGUUUAAAACAACUAUGUCGGUAAAAAUUGUCGGCGAAAUUCUGCGAAAACAGCGGAUUGCUUUACGGCAGCAACAGAUGCAAGUGUACAGCUGUCAUUACGACAGUGUUAUAGUUCCCAUCGUAAAUUGCACUCAUUUAACUGUAGGGGGCUCCAAAGUCACAAAAAAUAGGCAAAACUACAUACAGUUGCUUUAAAUUAAAUGUUUCGAAAUUUUGAAAAAUGUCAAACAAAAUUAUGAGAAAUCUCUUCGUUUAUGCUGUAUUUCUCUAUGACUAAUACAUGUAAGUAAAUGAGUGUCAUUGAUCGUGUGACUCUUUGUACAGAGACGCUCAGGCUCUUUGGAUCAUCUCAGCUCACGAUGGUCAUCAGGUUUAGUUCAUGAAGCUCCAGACACCAAAUACUUUCUCACAUUCAUGAAUAUUUCUCGCAGACUGUAAUAUGUAUUGCAUAGAAACAUGCAAACUAUAGUUCAAACAGAAGAGCAUGCGCUUGCAACACCAGGCUCGUGGGUCAGAUUCCCAGCAUGAACUGAUCA